This is a messenger RNA of Scomber scombrus (Atlantic mackerel), 2402 nucleotides long. RefSeq names its product CDP-diacylglycerol--inositol 3-phosphatidyltransferase. Gene Ontology annotation, biological process: phospholipid biosynthetic process. Bases 268 to 891 code for a protein of 207 amino acids. Gene Ontology annotation, cellular component: membrane. The transcript is spliced from 6 exons. The record is from RefSeq and is a predicted model, not a curated record. NCBI's taxonomy places the organism in Eukaryota, Metazoa, Chordata, Actinopteri, Scombriformes, Scombridae. Gene Ontology annotation, molecular function: phosphotransferase activity, for other substituted phosphate groups.
GCUGGUUGCUUCCCGCCAUUAAACCCAAGAAGAAAACGCUGCGUCACUACGUCAGUCUGUCAACAUGACAGUGAUAACAGCGCUCUUCAUUUAAAGCUCCGACAGAUAACAGCUGGCUGACACACCACGAGGAUUUAACCAGGAAUAUAUUCAUGAGACAUAUGGACACAUUCAUGAUCUUGUGUUGAUGGCUGUUAUUCUGCUUACUAAACAUGUUGCAACAUUAUGUUCCGGGAUGAAGCUCGCAGCAUGGUUAAUCAUUGACUGAUGAAGAUGGCAGUCAAAGUUCUGUUUUACUGGCCCAAUAUUAUUGGAUACUUUCGCAUUGGCCUUGUGUUUGCUGCUUGGGCUGCCUUUGAAACACCAGCAGUGUUUGUUCCUCUUUACUCUCUCUCCACAGUUCUUGAUGGAGUGGACGGCUGGGUGGCGAGGAGGCUGGGACAGACCUCCAGGUUUGGGGCCUGGCUGGAUGUAGUGGUGGACAACCUGAGCAGAGGCAUGCUGUGGAGCCGGCUGUAUGAGUGGGGUUGGCUGGUGUCCGCACUGGAGUGGUGUGUGUUCGUGUGUAACCACGACGCUCGAGGCGACCGUUGGAAGGACAGCUUCACCAGCAGCCCCGCUCUCAUACGAGCCAUCAUGGCCAACGGGUUUCGGACACCCCUGGGCACGUGGGUGGUGAGCGGGCUCCACUGCCUCCCUCUGUGGCUGUACGGGUACCAGCGAGGUUUACUGUCCCGCUGGUUCUAUCUGCCGCUCUGGAUUCAGGCUCCGGGGACCGUGCUGCUGGCUGCAGGUCGCCUGCUGGCUCUGACAGUAGAGAUGUGGUGUAUAUGGACACACAUUGGAUUCCUCACCGGUGACGACCCGGAAGAGAAGAAGAAGAAGAACUGAAAUCCAUACGCACUUAUUUCAUGAUCUCGCCUCAGUUUAAAAAAACAAAACAAAAAAAACGAAAUCAAUAGACAUGAUUGAUUUUUUGCUGCUGCUGCUGAGGUACAAGGUAAGGCUCAUCUCCCCUCUGCUGCUGUCAGACUGUCAUAACAGCAUGAAUGAAUGAAACACCAAUGAUCCCCACACUAGAGAUCACUUCAUUCAUAGCAGCUUAAAAUUAAAAGUAAAAGAGUGAGUUAAAAACUAAAGACUAUAUAUAUGAAAAUAUACACAUAUACAAAUAAACAGAUAGCAUCAUACUAAAAUAUUGCAUUGGAAAUUGGAUAAUUGCACCGAAAGAGACAAAAAAAGUAUUUUUUCCUCUGGGGUGAAACAUAAGAAAAAUCUGAUGAAUGAUGAAUUAAUAAAUAAGAUGAUGAUGUGAUGAGAGGUGUUGUCUCUCCUAUGGAACCUAGAGGGCAGUCCAGGACAGACACUCAGUAAACUUAACCAGUUCAUAGAGUCUCUUUCUUUUCCUCUCUUUGCUUCCUCCUCACUAUAAAACACUGUGUGACAGAGCGCUGAUGCCACCACAGCAUCAUUCAAUGUUCUCCAGAGGUCCUACAGGACAUCCAACCAUUCCAGUUUAUAGUAGAGGUGAACUCUCAGGUACAUAUUGAAAAGUGUUUUUUUUUGUUAGUUAAAGGGAACACAAUGGCACUGUCUAAUUACUGGAAUAGAGACCUUAUGAAAGCGCUUUAGAAAUGUCAGCAGGGCAGUUAGAAAUGACAGAAAUGUUUGCACUAAAGGGAAAGCUUGAUUUAUUAUACACAUAUAUAAUGAUGCUUUACCUCUGUUGUAGAGGGAGCCAGUGUAAACUCUUAUAAGAGUUAACACUGUGCACUUUUUAACACAGUUUAAUGUAGCUGUAAGCAGAUUUGAACUUUAUUAACCCUCCUGCUGUUUUCCUGUUGAUUGUGUAACUAAAGGAUAUGGUAUAAAUGAUCACCCAAUUAUGUGUUAGACCUUUUUAACAAACGUCAUUUCAACUUAUGUUUGGAAAUUAUGCUCAACAGGCCUCAUUUAGAUGAAGUUAUACCUCAAUUUUGAAUUGUCCCCAUGGGUCAAAAUGGACCAGAGGACAACAGGAGGGUUAAUGUACGGCUUUCGUCAGUAAUAACUUUUAUAAAGAGAUUUUAUACAAAGGAGUAGUUAUAGUUGACAAUGUAAUAAACACAUCUGCUUACAUCUACAUCAUAGUGUGCUAUAAGUCAUUUAGUAAAUGUUCAGAUAGUGAUUAAUAAUGCUCAGUAGUGGAAUUUGAAGUGUUUAUCUUACAUGCAGGGAAUUAUGUUUGUGUAAAAAAAAACAAAAAAAAAAACAGGCUAAAUGUGCAUCUCUCAGCUGUAUACUACCAUUUUAAAAAGAUGAAGGAACAGCUCUAUAUUACUGUUGUAAUGUUUUAAAAAAAACUCAAACUAAGCAAUUAUGAAGAAAAAAGGCUCACUGUACUGUAGGACAAUGUACAAACG